Pecten maximus is the source of this 1619-nucleotide messenger RNA. RefSeq lists its product as uncharacterized. The record is from RefSeq and is a predicted model, not a curated record. The transcript is spliced from 6 exons. NCBI's taxonomy places the organism in Eukaryota, Metazoa, Mollusca, Bivalvia, Pectinida, Pectinidae. Bases 194 to 1582 code for a protein of 462 amino acids.
UGAAUAACGUCUGUAUUAGGAUUAUCGAACGCCCGAGUAACGUCUGCUUCAGUAUGACUUACGACCGAAACGACCGAACAACGUCUAACAAACGUCUAACAAACGCCCUGAGUGCGUAUUAUAAAAGGCUAACUCCACCAAGUCAUUAUCACAACAGUCGUGGCAACUGGACAGUCAACAUCUUCAUUCCAUCAUGCCGGCUAGGAGAGGAGGUAAAGCAAAGGCCCAAUCGAAAGCCCCACCCAAGCGAGGACAGAAAACUCUCAGUCCUCCUCCCAGGGAUGAAUCAGCAGAGUCGAAUGCCCCAGGGGUCCUAGAGGUAACACCAGAGGAGGUCCCAACACCAGAGGAGGUCCCAACACCAGAUGAAGAGUCCCCCGAACUACAACCAGCACAAGGAGCCCUGGCAACAGAGAAGAAACCAAGGGGGGCCUUCAAGCUUAAAACACAGGAUAAUGAGGUCCUCGUGAUUGAGUGGGUCCAAGAAAAUCGCCUCCUCUGGGACCAAAAGGACCACGACUUCAAAAACAAGAGCAAGAAAGAUCGACUGUGGUCCGAGAAAGCCGAGGAGCUUGGUUAUGAAGUCCAGUUUCUCAAGACAUGGUAUACGGACCUGCGUGAUUUCAAUACCAAGCUCCUACGUGUGCAAUCGGGGGACGGAGCACGAACGUUCACUGACAGGGAACAGUGGGUUAUGGGACAGUUUCAGUUCCUGAAGGAAAGGAUCCGUCAUCGGCGACAUCCGUUGCAUAGUGUGCAGUCCUCAGCUGCGGCAAAGGAUGCUAUCGAGUCUGGGAACCUCGAAGAGGCUGAGCGACUUGCAACUGAACGAAGGAGGUCCCUCAAGGACAUUGACCAGGACUCGACUAGCAGCAACAGUAGCAGGAGCAGUAAGCGUCAGCGAGGGACUCAGGAGGAGGCUGACGACCAGUACCUUGAAGUCUUACGCAAGGAACUUGUUGAGUCCCAGACGCGACUUACUGCCCUGCAACAGAGGGAGCCGGACGACGAGCGGACUGCCUACAUGAAAUAUGUUAGCAAAGUAGUCUGCAAGAGUACUGAGGAUGCCUUUGACGACUUUCAGACGGUCUUUAUGGACUGGCAGGCCAGAUGGAAGGUCAAGAGACAGCAUCAGCAGAGGAGCCAGCCUCACACCGCGCAGCAUCAUUGGUACCCAGGGUCGUCAGAGUCCGCCCAGUGGCAGCCUCAACCCCACCAGUGGAGACAGCCUACACCACAGAUGCAAGCCACUUCAGUAUGGGGAAGUCAAUCGAUGGACUUCAUGCCUAACUCAUACUCUUCUGCUGCAGCUGGUGGUCCCUCUCAGUCUGGAUCUACCUCGUUAGUUCCACACACGCUGCAACACUUGGCUAGACCUGCGUCCACGACCACAACACUAACGGAUAUGACUGCACCGAUAUCAACCAAUUGUUCGUCACCACUCGUCGCAGCUCUUGACAGUAUGUACAUGAUCCGCACGCCAUCUUCAACCCGAUCCUCACAGGAAGACCUGACUAUCUCUGGGCUAUCGAAUAUUGAGCGUGGUGACAGAGACACGUCUAACAUCAGGCUUGACCCAUAAGGCUUCCGCUAACGGCGCCCAAUGAUCAGACUCAGAG